AUGCCCCUCAUGCAGUCAAUCAACCAUCAUCACCACCAUCACACCACACCGAAGUGGUAUGUCAAUUCCAUAUCAAGAGAGAAGCUUGCUGAGUUCAAUCAGUUUGUCCAAACUCUUCCAGCCAGCAUGUUUCCAACAAGCUUGGCGCCACUACCCAUUCACCACCUUCUUCCACAACUGCAGAGAGACACCCAGGACAUCAAAGAGCUUUUUGAGAAAGCUAAAGUUCAGCCUACCUUCAAGACCCUCUACAAGAUUGAAGACCCAGGUCAAUUCUCUAUUCCCUGUCAAGUAAAUGGUCAUUACUUUGAUAGAACACUAUGCGAUUCUGGCUCUUGCAUAAACCUCAUGCCAACCCAAACCGCCAAACUCCUUGGCAUCACACGCUUGCAACCUGCUCAAAUUAGUAUUGGACUUGCUAACCAUACUAUAGCCAAGCCAAGAGGAGUUGUUAUUGAUGUUCUUCUAGAGAUUGGAGAUAUCAAGAUCCCGGUGGAUUUUCAUGUCAUGAACAUCAAAGGAGGAUGUGACACACCAUUGAUACUAGGCCGACCCUUUUUGGCCACUGCUGGAGCUGUCAUGGACCUUCCAAACAGGCGAAUGUCCUUAGCCAAUGUUGACAAGACAGUCUUUUACAAGACCAUACCAUUCAUCUCACCAAACAAGCUGUCUUACUUCAUCACUGCCCAAGGCCGCCCAAGAGAACCACCAGACCACACUCAAGGUCACAAUGAGACAAGAACUAAAAGACUAUGUCUCAGGCCGUGCCCUUACCCCAUCUCCAACUAA
This is a messenger RNA of Microthlaspi erraticum, 789 nucleotides long. NCBI's taxonomy places the organism in Eukaryota, Viridiplantae, Streptophyta, Magnoliopsida, Brassicales, Brassicaceae. The record is from the annotation of a GenBank genome assembly.